This is a messenger RNA of Trachymyrmex cornetzi, 1701 nucleotides long. RefSeq lists its product as uncharacterized. The record is from RefSeq and is a predicted model, not a curated record. NCBI's taxonomy places the organism in Eukaryota, Metazoa, Arthropoda, Insecta, Hymenoptera, Formicidae. The transcript has 3 exons. The coding region runs from base 1085 to 1381 and encodes 98 amino acids.
AUGGCAGACGUACCGUUUAUCAUUCAAUCGAUUUAAAUUACGACAUUGUAGAAACAGAGUCGCGGCAGCGGCAGUUUUUUGCAAACACUGGCUUCGUAAUGAUAUAGUAGCGCUUAUUAGCUUGGAUUUUUAAUAGACACGAGAUUAUUGCCUUUACCUAUCGUUUUGUUGCUUGAUGUUGGAUCGUUAGUGAAGCUACGAUACUGAUGUAUAGUAGAAGAUAUUGCAACAUGUGCGUUUUCAGCUACAUUCCAUCAAAUUCCGACGACAAAAGUAUCAAAAACCAUUGUUAAUUUUACACUUAUUGCAGUUUAAGAGAGAUUAUUGAAUCAAUCUGAGAAUUCCGUGAAAAUAGCUGACGAACAAUGAUUUAUGCUUAAUUUGCGCCGUGUAAAGCUAAAUUUGACGUAUUUUUAGAUGAAAAUACAUUUGGAGUGGAUAAAUGUACAUUCUAAGAAAUUAGAAAUUGUACUUUUGCGUUCGAGCGUUUCCUCGCAAAAAUGUCAAAAAGCUAUAUGGGACUACAUACAAGAGACUGAUAUAAUUUGAACUUAAUUGACGGUUUAAUGAUUGGAGAUUAAAGAAUAUAGUUAGUUCGGGUUACACUUUAAGAAAAAAUGUAUUGAUUUACUAUAAUAGUCAUUAGAUCAUUCAUAUAGACAUAUCAUAAGUGUCAUUUUGAUAUCGUGUAAUCGCGAGCGCUCGGUACAUAAAACACCGACAACGAGACGAGAUAACUGCCUUAAAUUUUCAAGAUAAGUGACAGUUUGAAUGACGUAAAAACAGAAACGUUUUAUCUCUAUAAAUUGCAUUACACAUUUGUACUAGUGUAUCUGUAACAUCUCUUCUGCAAAGUCUCCUAAUCAGUCUUUCCAAAAUCACGCGCAAAUACUGUAUCUAUUACAAGAACCGAGUUUAUUAAAAGCUGCAAUUAAAAAUUUUUUUAUGUAUCCGAAAAAUUAAAAUUUUAACAUUUUAUAGAAAUUGUGAAGUUUGUUGAUUAUAUAUUUGUGUGAAUGAUACAUUAAAGAAAGGAAUAGUAAUAAAAAAAUAAGAAGAAAAGAGAAAGAAGUUAACGACGAAAAUGAAAAAUAAUCAGCAUUGCAUGAUUCUUAACACGAGUGAGACCAACAAUUAUCAUCAACCGGUCUCGGCAAAACCUUCAGUUGUUUCAGUAUCAAGUAUCGACUCCGACGUCAGUGACAGAAGAGAUGUACGAGAAGAAUUAUACGCCGGGAUUUUUAGGAGGCACAGAAAAACUAUAUUGGUAUUAGGCAGUUUUCUCAAAAUGUUAAGGAAAUAUUUGAACAGAUUGCAUGAACUGAGCCGAAUAUACACCUUAAUUGCUUUAAGAUUCGAACUGCAUCAAAAAUUUUGGUAAUUUCACAAUAUUUUUCUGCAUUUUGCCAUGCGUUAUAGAAUUGUAUUUUCUCGUUUUAAAUAUACGUCGUUUCUCAUGUAAAAACAUGAUGUUCAUAUUUUAUGGCGUUUAAAAUGCUCUUUAUGCUUUUACAAUAGAUUGAGAGAGAAUUCUUUUGUAUAAUUAAAAAAAAAUGCUGUUAAAUGUAGAACCGCUAAUAUUGCCGAUACAAUUCGAAAUGAUUCAUCAAAUCGACUAUUACUUUAAUAUGUACUAAAAUUACUGUUAUUGUUGACGAGCUUAAUACUUAUUAAAGAUAUUUAUCUGAGAGCAUAUAUGUA